ACCGGAGAGAAACCUACAUUUUGUUUUCCUCUAUACAGUCUGGAAGAAGAACUGACAGUACCUUUAGGAGUUUCUUUUCAACUAAAUACACGUUUGGGGCUCGGGAACAUCAAUACUUCGUUUAGUUCCAGAUAUUUGUUCUACUCAUGUGAGACACGUUACCUGUUUAUUUGACCUUUGUUUCUUUUCCUCAUUUAUUUUCUGCAUUCCUUUCAUCCCCGGUAACGGCGGAUGCCCCCCUUCUUCUCACGUGAGUGUGCGACGGUUCCCCGGUCAGAAAUAUCAAGGAGUUGUUGAGAAUUACAGCGGUCUGUAGACAGCAACAGUUUUCACAUGACAAGAGACUGACGCUGACAGAGUUGCGUUUAAGACUUGUUGCUCUUCGGCAUUUAACGGGUCGCCAUGAACUUUUUGCCGUUAUCAUCUUCUCAUCAUUCAUUACGGUUUACUUUCUCGAGAUCAUGAGAUUCAUUCAAUAUGUCAUGCUGCUCUUAGUGUUUUGUUGUUUCUCUUUGUUAAACUAUAGGCUCUACUAUUCUCAUUUACUCAUACCCAAAUUGUCCCUUGUGUGGUAAGUAUAUAUGAAAUAUAAAUUAAUAUAUGAUAUAUCAAAUAUAUCAAACAAAUAUAUAAAAUAUAUAUUUUAACCUUUAUCUUAAUAGUAGGAAACACAUUUUACAGCUGAAAGUGGAAUUGUAGCAUACAGAAGCUCACAUACAAAUAAAUGAGAAACUAAACAACUGGGUUAAAAUGCUAAAUAGAAGGUAGGCCUGCUGGUGUACAAAAAAAAUCAACAACAAGCUGCACAAGAACUCACUGUAAUGGUCCAGGUUACAAAGUGGCUCAGUGACUCACUACUGUAAUGGUCCAGGUUACAAAGUGGCUCAGUGACUCACUACUGUAAUGGUCCAGGUUACAAAGUGGCUCAGUGACUCACUACUGUAAUGGUCCAGGUUACAUAGUGACUCAGUGACUCACUACUGUAAUGGUCCAGGUUACAUAGUGACUCAGUGACUCACUACUGUAAUGGUCCAGGUUACAUAGUGACUCAGUGACUCACUACUGUAAUGGUCCAGGUUACAUAGUGACUCAGUGACUCACUACUGUAAUGGUCCAGGUUACAAAGUGGCUCAGUGACUCACUACUGUAAUGGUCCAGGUUACAAAGUGGCUCAGUGACUCACUACUGUAAUGGUCCAGGUUACAAAGUGGCUCAGUGACUCACUACUGUAAUGGUCCAGGUUACAAAGUGGCUCAGUGACUCACUACUGUAAUGGUCCAGGUUACAAAGUGGCUCAGUGACUCACUACUGUAAUGGUCCAGGUUACAAAGUGGCUCAGUGACUCACUACUGUAAUGGUCCAGGUUACAAAGUGGCUCAGUGACUCACUACUGUAAUGGUCCAGGUUACAAAGUGACUCAGUGACUCACUACUGUAAUGGUCCAGGUUACAAAGUGGCUCAGUGACUCACUACUGUAAUGGUCCAGGUUACAAAGUGACUCAGUGACUCACUACUGUAAUGGUCCAGGUUACAUAGUGACUCAGUGACUCACUACUGUAAUGGUCCAGGUUACAUAGUGGCUCAGUGACUCACUACUGUAAUGGUCCAGGUUACAUAGUGACUCAGUGACUCACUACUGUAAUGGUCCAGGUUACAAAGUGGCUCAGUGACUCGUGUUUGCAUCUCAAUUUGAAAAAAACUGUUUGCAUGUUCUUCACAAAGAGGGCAACAGAUGCUACUGAGCCAGAUGUCUAUGUGUCAGGGGAGAAGCUCCAGGUGGUAUCCGAUUUUAAGUACCUUGGCAUCAUACUUGAUUCCAACCUCUCUUUUAAAAAGCAUGUGAAAAAGGUAAUUCAAAUAACCAAAUUCAACCUAGCUAAUUUCCGAUUUAUACGAAAUUGUUUGACCACAGAGGUAGCAAAACUGUACUUCAAAUCUAUGAUACUCCCCCACUUAACAUACUGCUUGACUAGUUGGGCCCAAGCUUGCUGUACAACAUUAAAACCUAUUCAGUCUGUCUACAAACAGGCUCUCAAAGUGCUUGAGUGCCCUCAGUCUGGGUAGGACAGCAGAGCAUUGGGCUGUUGUACUACCUGUCAGUCUGGGUAGGACAACAGAGCAUUGGGCUGUUGUGCUACCUGUCAGUCUGGGUAGGACAGCAGAGCAUUGGGCUGUUGUACUACCUGUCAGUCUGGGUAGGACAGCAGAGCAUUGGGCUGUUGUACUACCUGUCAGUCUGGGUAGGACAGCAGAGCAUUGGGCUGUUGUACUACCUGUCAGUCUGGGUAGGACAGCAGAGCAUUGGGCUGUUGUACUACCUGUCAGUCUGGGUAGGACAGCAGAGCAUUGGGCUGUUGUACUACCUGUCAGUCUGGGUAGGACAGCAGAGCAUUGGGCUGUUGUACUACCUGUCAGUCUGGGUAGGACCGCAGAGCAUUGGGCUGUUGUAGGAGGAUCUGGGGUUAAAGUAGAAGUUUGUGGCUGGAUCUUGUGGAUCUGCCACUGACAGGCAUUCUGCGUGUGUGUGUGUGUGUGUGACAUAGGCAUUCUGCGUGUGUGUGUGUGACAUAGGCAUUCUGCGUGUGUGUGACAUAGGCAUUCUGCGUGUGUGUGUGUGACAGGCAUUCUGUGUGUGACAGGCAUUCUGUGUGUGACAUAGCAUUCUGUGUGUGUGUGUGUGUGACAUAGGCAUUCUGUGUGUGUGUGUGACAUAGGCAUUCUGUGUGUGUGUGUGACAUAGGCAUUCUGUGUGUGACAUAGGCAUUCUGUGUGUGACAGGCAUUCUGUGUGUGUUGUACUGUUCUGUUGUAGGUACCAUUGAUUUAACCUUUUAUCAUCCUAAGUGGAAGAGGACACGCUCUCCCCACGAUGACCAAUGAGACCCCAGUUGACCCCUACAUCUUCACCACUGACCUCCUGCCUCUUGACCCUCGCUUCCUUCCUCCGCUGGCCAAUGGGCUGCUGGGUUGGAGGGUGUACGGUGACAUCAUGCACAUGGGCGGAGUCUAUAACGGCGAGGGCGGGGACUGUCACCGUGCCAAUCUCCCCUGUCCUCUGGCUGUGAGGAUGGAUAUAGAUGAGGUGGAAAAGGCAGGGCAUCUGCAACACUCCUACAGUCUAGACACACACACAGGUAUAUUCACCCACUCUCUGAGGACAGUUAGUGUUAUUGCCUCCCAGUCUCUCUACACCCAUCGACACCAUCCCAACCUCUUGGUCAUGGAGGUCCUGCUGAUUCGUCAGGGCACCUCCCGGGAGCCAAUCACAAUCAAGCUGGACAGUAGGUUCACGCCUCAAAGCGAUGACAUAGUGUUCCAUUCCGAACCGGACUACAAAGGAGCCAGUUACAUCCAGGGCCAGACCACUACGGCUGAGGUCUCUGGUGGCGUCUGUCCCAGCGUCCACAUCAUCUGGACCCCCAUCACCCCUUCCCUUACCCUGCUGCCCGACCAGGCCCAGUCCCGCUGGGGGUUCGUGGUGGCGGUGGCGGGCAGUCAGGACAGCGUACAGGCUCACUACGACACAGCUCUGGAGCUGAUGGCCAAUGGGAACCUUCGUCCCUCGCACCUCCGGGCGUGGGAGGAGCUGUGGGCGGGCAGCACCCUGGAGCUGACUGGUCCAGACGACCUGAGCAGGGCUCUGAUUGGCUGCAUGUUCUACCUGCUCAGUGCCUUCCCUUCGUUGCACGAGGCGCCCGGUCAUUUCGGCGGCGUCAGUCCUGGAGGACUGUCUAACGGGGGCUCAGGGCAAGACUACUGGGGACACGUGUUCUGGGACCAGGACACUUGGAUGUACCCCAGUAUUGGUCUCUUCUACCCUCAGUUAGCACGGGCCGUGCUUGAGUACCGGGUGAGGACAGUAGAUGGCGCUAAGGACAAUGCUGAGAAGCAAGGCUACAAGGGACUAAAGUUCCCGUGGGAAAGUGCUGUGUCAGGGAGGGAGGUGUGUCCUGAAAAGAUAUACGGACAACAAGAGAUCCACAUCAACGGAGAUGUUACUCUGGCCUUCCAGCACUACCUCUACCUCACACAGGACAUGUCUAUGUUCACAGAGGGGCGUGGCAGCGAAGUGAUUUGGGGCGUGGCUGAUUACUGGGUUUCCAGGGUAACCUGGAGCGCUGAAGAACAGAACUACCACAUCUUAGGUGUCAUGCCCCCCGAUGAGUAUUACUACAACGUCAACAACUCGGUGUACACAAACACUGUGGCCAAGUUCAGUCUGGAGUUCGCUGUGGAGUUGGCUGCCCUGCUGAAGUACCCUGCUCCUCGGGAAUGGCAGCAGGUAGCAGACAAGAUCAAAAUCCCUUUCGAUCAGAAGCAGAAAUAUCAUCCUGAAUUUGACGGCUACAAAAAAGGACAAUUUGUGAAGCAGGCUGACACAGUCAUGCUAGGCUAUCCCCUGGGUCUACCUAUGACCCCUGAGGUCAGGAGAAAUGACCUGGAGUUCUACGAGGCUGUCACAGACCCUGGUGGUCCAGCUAUGACAUGGGGUAUGUUUGCAGUGGGCUGGCUGGAGCUGGGGGAGGUGGAGAAGGCUGGACAUCUACUCCAGAAGUGUUUCAAAAAUAUCCAGGGACCAUUCCAGGUAUGGAGUGAAUCGUCUGAUGGUUCUGGGGCGGUGAACUUUCUCACUGGUAUGGGAGGAUUCCUGCAGGCUGUUCUGUUUGGCUACACUGGAUUCAGAGUACAGAAGGAUUGUCUGGCCUUCGCCCCUUCCAUCCCUGAUGACAUCACUCAGCUGUGUAUCCGGGGGAUCAGUUACCUGGGCAACAAGAUGGACUGGCUGGUGAGGGGACAGGAAGUUUACAUCAUACUGAGAGAGGGAGCAAAGCAUGCUGGGAAUACCAAACCCUGCGCUCUGCAGGUGGUCCUCAAGAACUCCGGGACCAAGAUCCCUCUUAUACCAGGAAAACCAGUGACUUUCCCACGGGAGUCUGGAAUGAUCUGUAAAGUGGAUGGUGCCUUAUCCUGCUGGCCCAUGUGAGGACCAUCCCUGUCAAACCCCAUCGCCUUCUACCCACAGUGCCUUCUAUCUACUGUACCUUCCAUCUACAGUACCUUCCAUCUACAGUACCUUUUUACAGUACAGUACCUUCUAUAUACAGUACUUUCUAUAUACUGUACCUUUUUACAGUACAGUACUUUAUAUCUACUGUACCUUUUUACAGUACAGUACUUUCUAUCUACAGUACAGUACCUUCUAUCUACUGUACCUUCUAUCUACUGUAACUUCUAUCUACAGAACCUUCCAACUACUGUACCUUCCCUUCUAUCUACAGUGCCUUCUAUCUACAGUACAGUGCCUUCUAUCUACAGUACAGGGCAUUAUAUCUACAGUACCUUCUAUCUACAGUACAGUAUCUUCAAUCUACAGUGCCUUCUAUCUACAGUACAGUAUCUUCUAUCCACAGUACCUUCUAUCUACAGUGCCUUCUAUCUACAGUACCUUCUAUCUACAGUACAGUAUCUUCUAUCUACAGUACAGUACCUUCUAUCUACUGUACCUUUCUACAGGACAGCACCUUCUAUCUACUGUACAGUACAUUCUAUCUACAGUACCUUCUAUCUUCAGUACAGUGCCUUCUAUCUACAGUACCUUCUAAUUACAGUACAGUACCUUCUAUCCACAGUACCUUCUAUCCACAGUACCUUCUAUCUACUGUACCUUCUAAUUACAGUACAGUGCCUUCUAUCUACAGUACCUUCUAUCCACAGUGCCUUCUAUCUACAGUACCUUCUAUCUACAGUACCUUCUAUCCACAGUGCCUUCUAUCCACAGUGCCUUCUAUCCACAGUGCCUUCUAUCUACAGUACCUUCUAUCUACAGUACCUUCUAUCUACAGUACCUUCUAUCCACAGUACCUUCUAUCCACAGUACCUUCUAUCCACAGUACCUUCUAUCCACAGUGCCUUCUAUCCACAGUGCCUUCUAUCUACAGUACCUUCUAUCUACAGUACCUUCUAAUUACAGUACAGUGCCUUCUAUCUACAGUACCUUCUAAUUACAGUACAGUGCCUUCUAUCUACAGUACCUUCUAUCUACAGUGCCUUCUAUCAACAGUGCCUUCUAUCUACAGUACCUUCUAUCUACAGUGCCUUCUAUCUACAGUGCCUUCUAUCUACAGUGCCUUCUAUCUACAGUGCCUUCUAUCUACAGUACCUUCUAUCUACAGUACCUUCUAUCUACAGUGCCUUCUAUCUACAGUACCUUCUAUCUACAGUACCUUCUAUCUACAGUACCUUCUAAUUAUACAGUACAGUACCUUCUAAUUAUACAGUACAGUACCUUCAGAAAGUAUUCACAACCCCCUGACUUUUACCACAUUUUGUUGUGUUACAAAGUGGGAUUGAAUUGCCUUUUUUGUUGUUGUAAACGAUCUAUACAAAAUACUCAAAUAGAUUUAUGGAAAAUUAAACACUAAUGUAUCUUGACUAGAUAAGUAUUCAACAUCCUGAGUCAACACGUUACAAUCACCUUUGGCAGCAAUUAAAGCAGUGAGUCUUUCUGGGUAAAUUGGUAAAGCUUUGCACGUCUGGAUUGUACAAUAUUUUUCCAUUAUUCUUCCAAAAAUUCUUCAUGCGUUGUCAAUUUAGUUGUUAAUCAUUGCUAGACUGCCAUUUUCAAGUCUUGCCAUAGAUUUUCAAGUAAGUCAAAACUGUAACUAGGCCACUCAGUAACAUUCAAUGUGCUCUUGGUAAGCAACUCCGGUGUAUAUUUGCAGACUGAACCAAGUUUUCCUCUAGGAUUUUGCCGGGGGCUUAGCUCUAUUACGUUUCUUUUUAUCCUGAAAAACUCCCUAGUCCUUGCCGAUGACAAGCAUAUCCAUAACAUGAUGCAGCCACCACCAUGCUUGAAAAUAUGAAGAGUGGUACUCAGUGUUGUGUUGGAUUUGGAUAAUUUCUGUGCCACAUAAUUUUUUGCAGUAUUGCUUUAUUGCCUUGUUUGCAAACAGCAUGCAUGUUUUGGAAAAUGUUUAUUCUGUACAGGUUUCCUUCUUUUCAUUCUGUAAUUUAUGUUAGUAUUGUGGAAUAACUACAAAGUUGUUGAUCCAUCCUCAGUUUUCUCCUAUCACAGUCAUUAAACUCUGUAACUGUUUUAAAGUCACCAUUGGCCUCAUGGUGAAAUCCCUGAACGGUUUCCUUCCUCUCUGGCAACUGAGUUAGGAAGGACACCUGUAUCUCUGUAGUGACUGGGUGUAUAGAUACACCAUCCAAAGUGUAAUUAAUAACUUCACCAUGCUCAAAGGGAUAUUCAGUGUCUGCUUCUUCUUUUUUUACCCAUCUGCCAAUAGGUGCCCUUCUUUGCGAACCAUUGGAAAACCUCCCUGGUAACAUAAUUCCACUUUGACAUUACGGAGGAUUGUGUGUAGAUCAGUGACACAAAAUCUCAAUUUAUUUCAUUUUAAAUCCAGGGUGUAACACAACAAAAUGUGGGAAAGGUCAAGAGGUGUGAAUACUUCCUGAAGGCCCUGAACCUAUAUGUCGUUAUGUGAGUCCCAAAUGGCAUCCUAUUCCCUUUUAUAAAGUAAGUAGCCUUGUCUGAACCAGAAUGUCCCAUAGGGCAGGAGCCUGUCUCCUGUUUCUGUAGCGUGAGCCAGCUUGAUGUACAACUCCACCCCCGUGAGGCAGCUUGAUGUACAACUCCACCCCCUGGAAAGGACGCUAUAGCCUAUCGCAGCGCCCAUAGCCCAAAGUAACGCACAAUAGACUGCCAUUUGGGGCUCAUUGUUAUUCCUGGUUUAUUCAUGCACUGGAAAUUAUUUUCUGUGUAUAAGAAGGAUUUAAUCUAUUGUGCUUUAACCAUGUAUUUAGUGUGACUUGAUUUGUCAGUCACAUCUCAGUAAAUGUACUGUAUGUUUGUAGAGAUGGAUCAAGUGCCUUUUUAUACUGAUACUUAAAGCUGCAAUAAAAUAUACAUUUGGAAUGAGAA
Messenger RNA from Oncorhynchus kisutch (coho salmon), 7929 nucleotides. It is a transcript of the gene pgghg, whose product is annotated as protein-glucosylgalactosylhydroxylysine glucosidase. The coding region runs from base 2869 to 4983 and encodes 704 amino acids. Gene Ontology annotation, biological process: carbohydrate metabolic process. NCBI's taxonomy places the organism in Eukaryota, Metazoa, Chordata, Actinopteri, Salmoniformes, Salmonidae. The record is from RefSeq and is a predicted model, not a curated record. The transcript has 15 exons. Gene Ontology annotation, molecular function: protein-glucosylgalactosylhydroxylysine glucosidase activity. Gene Ontology annotation, cellular component: cytosol.